AUGCCCUUUGAUUUGAAAAAUGCUGGGGCGACAUAUCAGAGGUUGGUAAAUCGGAUGUUCAAGCACCAGAUUGGCAAGACCAUGGAGGUUUAUGUCAACGACUUGCUGGUGAAGAGCAAGGAACUUGCGCAGCACUUGGCGAACCUCAUAGAGUCUUUCAUAGUGCUACACAAGUACAAAAUGAAGUUACACCCUGCUAAGUGCGCUUUUAGGGUCAACUCGGGCAAGUUUUUGGGAUUUAUAGUGUUGGAGAGAGGCAUUGAGGCAAACACUAAAAUGAUUAAUGCCAUCUUGAACAUGGUGCCACCACGAAGCAUCAAUGACGCCCAACAAUUGGCAGGAAGGGUAGCCACCUUAAAUAGGUUCGUAUCAAGGUCUACAGACAAGUGCCUCCCCUUCUUUAGAGCCUUGAGGAAGACACAUCUGUGGAAUGAGGAUUGCAACCGAGCCUUCGAGGAAUUGAAACAGUACUUGGCCAAGCCUCCCCUGCUAAAACAGCCUAACUUGGGGGACAUCAUGUAUCCACAAAUGGAAAUGCUGGCAUUCGCACUAGUAAUAGCUGUCAGGAGGUUGCGGCCUUACUUCCAAGCCCAUCCCGUAAAGGUCCUGACAGAACAUCCCCUUGGGAAGAUAUUGCAGAAGCCAGACAGCUUAGGAAGACCAGUCACGUGGUCAAUAGAGCCUAGCGACUUCGACCUUGACUACAUGCCCAUGAGUGCAGUUAAAAGGCAAACAUUGACAGACUUCUUCGUUGAGUUCACCAAUUUCCCAGCAAAUUUUGACGUAGCACCUCCCGCCCAACCCUGGACGGUAUUUGUUGAUGGGUUAGCCUAUAAAAAGGGAGGAAGUAUCGAGAUCUAUAUCAUUGGGGAGACAGGACAUGAACACUACUAUAUGGCCACACUAGCCUUCAAGACUACCAACAACGAACUAGAAUACGAGGCCUUAAUAGCAAGACUCACAAUCACCAAGACUCUUGGGGCAAAUGAGGUCGAAGCAAAAUUCGACUCCCAUAUAGUCAUGAGCCAAGUGACUGGAGCCUAUGCCACAAAAGGGGAAGAAUUAAAAAAAUACAUAAACCAGGUAUUAACAAUCUGCGACCAGUUUACUUAUUUCAAAUUGGAACAAGUCCCAAGGGCAAACAACACGAUGGCCAAUAGGCUGGCCAAGGCUGCCUCUACAUGGGAGGAUGUAAAAUUUCCAUUGGAAGUACAGAAGAAUGUGAUUGAAGUUCCAACAAUUGGAACCAUGUGA
Molecule: messenger RNA, 1254 nt
Organism: Juglans microcarpa x Juglans regia
Lineage: Eukaryota; Viridiplantae; Streptophyta; Magnoliopsida; Fagales; Juglandaceae
Exons: 2
Coding region: 1-1254 (417 amino acids)
Molecular function (GO): nucleic acid binding; RNA-DNA hybrid ribonuclease activity
Source: RefSeq, a predicted model, not a curated record